Molecule: messenger RNA, 999 nt
Organism: Venustampulla echinocandica
Lineage: Eukaryota; Fungi; Ascomycota; Leotiomycetes; Helotiales; Pleuroascaceae
Product: NAD(P)-binding protein
Exons: 3
Coding region: 1-999 (332 amino acids)
Biological process (GO): cellular response to oxidative stress
Cellular component (GO): cytoplasm
Molecular function (GO): zinc ion binding; quinone reductase (NADPH) activity
Source: RefSeq, a predicted model, not a curated record
AUGGCGACUUCCGUGCCCACGACGAUGAAGGGAGUACUUAUUGAGAAGAACGGCGGCGUUGAAGUCCUGCAGUACAGAACAGAUUUACCAGUGCCUACUCCCAAGGAAGGGGAAAUCCUCGUAAAGAACGAAUUUAUCGGCAUCAACUACAUUGACACGUAUUUCCGCAGCGGCCUUUACCAAUCGCCGAAGCCUGAAAUUCUUGGCCGGGAAGCUGAGGGAGUAAUCGUUGCUACGGGUCCCGGUGGCGAGCUAUACAAUUUCAAAUCUGGCGACAGAGUGGUUUUCCUAGGCCCGAGUACCUAUGCCGAAUACACAGCUAUUGUAGCCUCCAAAGCGCACCUCAUCCCAUCUGGCCUCGCGCCUGGGCUCGCAGCUGCCUCCCUCCUCCAAGGCCUGACGGCUCUCACACUCAUCCGCGAAGCCUACCACGUCCAGAAAGGGGACUUCAUCCUCGUCCACGCCGCAGCUGGUGGGGUCGGCCAAUGGCUGGUGCAAUUGUUGAAGGCGGUUGGGGCGCGGACGAUUGGGACAGCUAGCACGCCGGCGAAGCUUCAAUUGGCGAAGGAUAAUGGCGCGGAGUUUUUGAUUAAUUAUAAGGAGGAGAAGGAUCUGGUGGGCAAGGUAAAGGAGAUUACUGGGGGCAAGGGCGUGCAUGCUGUCUUUGAUAGUACGGGGAAAGAUCAGUUUGAGAAUGAUUUGGAGGUUUUGGCUCUGAAGGGGACGUUGGUCAGUUUUGGGAACUCGUCUGGUGCGGUUCCACCUUUCACGAUUGCGAGGUUGGCGGCUAAGAACAUCAAGCUUCUUAGACCGCAGCUGUUUGGUUACAUUGCUGUUAGAGAGGACUGGGAGAAAUAUACCAGCGAGCUCUUUGACUUGAUCCUUAAGGGAGCCGUGAACGUUAAGAUCCAUGAGAUCUACCCACUUGCGGAGGUUGCGAGGGCUCACACUGAUAUUGAGUCCCGGGGAACAACUGGGAAACUACUGUUGAAAACUUAG